CAUUUCACAGGGCUGUGAAGGAAUAAAAUGGGAGAUGCAUGUACCACGUGUUGCGCCCAAUCUCGACCCAAUCCCAAGAACCGCGCGAACUAAAUGCAUGUACAGUAAAAAUAUUUGGACCAAUAUUGUGCAAGUUUCAUAAACCUACAGGGCUGUGAAGGAAUAAAAUGGGAGAUGCAUGUACCACGUGUUGCGCCCAAUCUCGACCCAAUCCCAAGAACCGCGCGAACUAAAUGCAUGUACAGUAAAAAUAUUUGGACCAAUAUUGUGCAAGUUUCAUAAACCUUUAUGCUUUUUAAUUUCUGGUAAAAUUUAAACAAUGACCAACAACAUAACAACUCAAGACCUGUGUAAAGCUAUUGAAGAGAAUGAUUUGAGUAAAGUCCGCUCGAUUUUAGCGAUACAAGAUGGCGAACCUUCGAACUGUAUAGACGAGCAAAAUUCUGACGGCUGGAGCGCUUUAAUGUUUGCAGCCAAACACAACGAUGUUGAAACAGCACAAAAUUUGAUUAAACGCAGGUUAGAUGUGGACAUAUAUUAUAUUAUAUACUGUGAAUACAGCGAAUAAACAGGCGUUAAAUUAAGUAAUUUACUAGUACUACCAGGUACUAGACCUAAAAAGUUAACAAUAUUUUGUGUAUUUGAGCAUGCGUACAACUUACAAACAAAAGCACGGAGGCAAAUUAUAAAUAUGGAGGGGGAGCGGGUCACGAAACCGGUUUUUCAUUUUGAACACCAUGGCUACAUAAUAUGUAAACGUGGAAUUUGACAUCACACAUUCACAGCUUUCAUUAUUGUGGUUUUGUGUAUCGAAAAUGCGUGCUGCAAGGUCUGUGUUUUGGGCUCAUCGCUAUUGCAAUAAAUUGUCAACACACAAACGAUUCUUUGGUAGUAACAUCGUAAGGUAUGAAUUAAUAAUGCUCGCGUGACUUGAAAUAUUAUAGAAUUAUUGUAUAUUAAUUUAAUAGCACAAUGAAACUUGUGCUUUGUUCAAUUUUGUAAGUAUUUUGAAUAGAACAUGAAUAUUUUAUGAACAGUGUGGUUUGACUUCAUAUUAUUUUGUCAUUUUAUAUUCGUUCUUAAUUCUGAUUAUAUUAGUAUGUGAUUCUGAUGUUGUGCAUAGAACUAUUAUACUGUAGUCUAUAUCACAAAAGUGUGAAAAAUGUAAACACUCACUUGGACCACACUUGGACUUUGGACCUUUAUAGAAACCAGAAUAAUUAAUGAGAUACACUGCAAGAAGUCAAAUACUCCCCCCCCCCCUACAUGUAGAGAUCACUAUAGCCUAUUAAUGUUGCCUUGUAUAAAACUCAUUAAUUAACCCAGAUACACCAUUUUGACCUUGAUAUGAGUAAAAUUAUCUGGCAGCAGACAGAGUAUAACUCUUUAAUAUUGCCAAAACUGUGGUGAAAAGUGUCAUGGUUUUGUUUCAGGAAUGUACACAUUGUACAGUAGCAAUUUAGCUCUAAUUUGAUUAAUAAUAACCAUUACCAAGGUUUCCAAAAGUGAAAAAGAAAGACACCUUCCUAGAUAAUAUUGCAAACUGUCAUGUUGUUUUAGCAUCAUGCAACAAAUAAAAGUGCUCCAAUCAAUACCAAAAUUUGUCUAAUUAUAUUGGCUACAAGUAAGAUUAAUAUGAAAUUUAAUCUUACUUGUAGCCAAUAUAAUUAGACAAAUUGGCUACAAGUAAGAUUAAUAUGAAACUAGUUUUUCGUAUCUCUGAGGAUGGUUCUGAAAUAGAAUUGAAACACUGCGCAUCCUCUAAGACAAGCGUUAAGUUGUCACUAAAAUAUUUAGUAAUCAAGUACAUAGCCAUACAUCAAAAUAAUUAAUGCCCACAAAAAUCAAGGCUCAGAUUAAAUGGCUGGCUACACUUGUUGCCUUGUGAUUCUACCCCUGCUCCUGAGGUUUUACACGAAAGCAUGAAAAUUUUUUGGCAUCAUCUGUGCUUGUGUAAUACAAACUUAGAGAAAUACCCAACAUUUACUUCACAUCAUAUAUGCUGACAUAGUAACCAGGUAUAGCAGGGGAAGGGUCAUCCAUAAAUUUAUUUUAAAAAUCUAUAUGUAAAUUUAAAAAAAAAUCUACGAGUAUUUUUAAAGCUGAUCUAUGCUGAGCUUUUCUGAAAUAGUCCGGUCAUGCCAGCUCAUGCUAAUUUUUUUUCUACAAUUGUUUUUAUAGAGCAAACACAACUCUUCAGAAUCACCAAGGCCAAACAGCAGUUGACAUAGCAAGACACUUCAAAUCAAAGGCAACAGUAAACAUACUAAACUCCCAAAAACUUUUAACGUCUGUGAACUACCCUACAGUGAAUUAUUUUAGCCAUGCACCUUUGAAUCGACGUGCAGACAAACGCAAAGACAAAACAUGGCUGAAUGAACAGAUGAAAAAUUCCCAAACAAAAUAUAUUAUAUUUAGCAAAUUGAAACCACUAGCAACAAAAUUAUCUGGUGAAAAUAGAUUUCGUUUGGCAGUUAUAAAUUAUGAGAAAAUUUCUGAGAUACUUGGAGAAGAAAUGGAACAUAUUAAAAACAUUGUUUUUCUUGGUGUUGAAGAGAGUUUGUUGAUGCCAGAUUCAGAUGGACAAGUUAAGCAGACCAAUGAUGAUUGUGCAUGGUUUGCAGUUGAUGUAGGUGAAAUCGACAAUGCUUCAAAUAAAUUUUUAGAAGCUUGCCCAGAUACACUAUACCUGACACCUCGACCAGGGUUUUUACAAGUUCACAUGGAGGAUGCAACAAUCUUGGCUCAAGCUCGUCCAAUAUUAGAGUGGCAUCAGUUUAACAAGUUUUGCCCAAGAUGUGCAAGUGAAGUUUCCAUGGAAGAAGGUGGCUACAAGCAGAGCUGUUCAAAUACUGAAUGUGCUUCAAAUAAAAGUAUGUGUAACAGAGGUGUUACUCUGAAAGUCCUCUUACACUUCUUCAAAAAAUAAAAAUAAUCUUCCAAAAAAAUAAUCAAAUAAAAAAAAUUGCCUUAAAAUCCCUGACCAUCCCACGAGUAUGGACAUUUAUUACUAUUAUGUCAAAGCAACAUCAAAUUUAUUACUGCAGUAAUAAAUUUACGUGGUGUUUCCACAAACAAAACUAUUAUAUUUUAUCACCAAGCAAACAUACAAAGAACUUAUAAAAAAUCUAUUGUCUGACAAAUUUCUAAGAAACUCAAAGAUCAAUCUCAAAUUUCUGUUUUCUUGUUAUACGUACUUCUCCAAUUUUGAGGUUUGCUCAGAGACUGUUUUGUCCAUUAUAUUAAAAUUACUGAUCAGAAUGUCUUUAUUCUUUUCUCAAGGAAUCCUAAAUGUGAGCUAUCCUCGUAUGGAUCCAGUGGGGAUCAUGUUAGUCAUUUCCCAAGAUGGCACGGAAUGUUUACUUGGCCGUAAACCUACCUUCCCUGCAGGGAUGUAUUCAUGUCUUGCAGGAUAUAUGGAACCAGGCGAGUCAAUUGAGGAUGCAGUCAGACGUGAGGUGCUGGAAGAGAGUGGUAUCCAUGUAGGUCUGGUAGAGUACCAUUCUUCUCAGUUCUGGCCAUAUCCUGCCCAGCUUAUGAUUGGCUGUCUAGCUCAUGCCACAAGUGACAGGGUAAUUGUAGAUAAGGAGGAACUUGAGGAUGCACAAUGGUUUAGUAUGGAUAUUGUAAGACAAGCUUGUAUUAAAGUUGUUGAUCAUUCAAAACCCCCAUCGUUGUGGUUUCCUCCCAGGCAAGCUAUUGCAAGGCAGUUGAUUGAACAUUGGGUAGACUUGGGCUCAUCAAGAUUAUAAAUAACACAAUACAGUACAGUGCACAUUAUGCUAUAAAGUAUAAACUACGGUAUAUAUAAAACAUACAUACAGUAUCAUGGCUUCUACCAAGGCAAGCUAUUGCAAGACAGUUGAUUGUACAUUGGGUAGACAUUAUAGGCUCAUCAACGUGGGUAGACUUUAUAGGCUCAUUAUAAUUUCACACAAAGUGUAGAGUACAUUACAGUACUGUACAAAUAAAUUAAUGUGUACAUUAUGUUGUAGUAGGUGACAGUAUAAUAAUAUACAGUACCACUACAGCAAAAUGUGGCAAGCUAUUGCAAGACAGUUGGUUCAUCUCUGGGUAUAGCAACCUCAUCAAAAUAAUAAAUAGCAUGCUGUAUGGGUCUUGACUGUAUAACAAAAGGAUUAAUUUCCAUUUACACACAUAAUUUAUAAGAUAUUCUUGUUAAUUAAUCUAAGAUGAUUUAGAUUAAAUCAAAUUUUUCCAUCUUCUGUGUUUAUUGAUUAAAUAUGAUUAUAAAAUAAUAUAAAAGUUCUACAUUAUAUAUACAAUAUUAAAUCUGUAUAAAACUCCUAACCAUUUCCAAUAUUUGUGAGUGUUUCUAAAUGGACCCGCCUAUCAUUCUGCAUAAUUGAAAAAGCUAAAAUGCAUGAAUAUGAGAACUUUGAUUGCAAACUAAACAGGGGCCAGGGAAAAUUUUACAUAAAAAGCAAUGUUAUAAUUAUGCAGGAGUACUGUAUAAUAAGAUAUCACGUUAUUCAUCUGUGAGUGAGUGGGUGCCUGCUUUUUAUUAGUGCUAGCAAUCAUUGUUGGAUUAAGCCUAUUAACUUCAUAAGAUAUAGUCAUAUCAUACAUGAAAACGAUGUUAGUAAGCCAGCAACUAGUACCUCGUUCAUUAGGUAUCACCAGAAUCGUCUACUGAAUGGGGAGUGGCUAACCAAGCAUAUCACCACACAACUUAUCAAAUAUUGUGUUUGUUUAUAAAUGGACCCGCCUAUCACUCCGUAUUGAAACAGGGCUGCAGGACUUGUAUACCGGAGAUUCGUUCGUUCCGGUACUGAUUAUAUUCCGACACCCUUCAGCCAAAAAUAUUUGGCGGAGGGUUCUGGUAGACGGCGUACAGCCACAGUUUUUGGCGAAAAGACAGCUUCCAAUCGUUCAUAUCAUCACAUACUAUGUUUGUUUCUGUUUAUUUUGCAGACUUGCCACAAGCUUUUCCCCAGCUUUUAGCGAGCGAGUAAAGUUGAGCGUGAUUUCACGCCAUUUGAAAGUCUAAUCACUUUGAUUAACCGCGUUUGUACUUCAAGUGAACGGCUCAAAUGAAAGUAAGACUUUCAUUUUAAACUGAUCUACACAUUUUGCACGACAACGUUGUUACCUCUUCGCAACAGAGAUCACCUUGGAUCGAAGUAGUCAUCACUGCCUCUAUCAGCCACGCGUUCUGCAGCAGGACCACGAAGAUUUUCAACGAUAGCUUUCUCCAGAUUCUCUUUAUCCAUACCAGAAAUCUCACAUAAUGUCUGAACGAAAAAAGCAUUUUGAGGUGUUUAGUAUUAUCUACAGGGGGGUUUGAAGGCAGUGGCAGACACUACUGUAAUUCGAAAAAUAAUGGGGGGGGGGGCUGUGAAAAUUAAGGUCAUUAUGUAUAUGAAAUUUAAGGCAUGUAAAGCCAACAUAUUCUCGACUAUGUGACAAUAAAUCCCAGUCCGAAAAUUUGCUCAAAUAAUGCCAUAGCAUAUUAAUACUUCUUUCUAUUUUAAAAAAGUAUUGUCAUAGAUUUGUUAAGGCCUAUUCACACUUUUAGUGCGAUUUCUAGUGGGAUUUUCGUCUUCUGAUGCAUGUGAACGAGUAGAUGGGUUAUGAAUGUUCUGAGUAUACUGUAUGUCCCUUAUCUGAACAUUCGUAACUCGUCCACUCGUUCAUAAUAAUCAGAAGAACAUCGUACCUAAAAUCGCAAGCGUUAAUUAACGGGCUUUUAUACAUAUAGUCCAUGAAUGCAUAUAGCCAUGAAUAUCAUUCAAAGGCUUUUAAAAUUUUUUUUUUUUUUUUGGGGGGGGGGGCAGUUCUACCUCUCAAACCUGGCACCAUAGUCUCCACCGCUUUACGAGAAGCUUAAAAAUAGAGAAAG
Messenger RNA from Paramuricea clavata, 5863 nucleotides. Lineage: Eukaryota; Metazoa; Cnidaria; Anthozoa; Malacalcyonacea; Plexauridae. The record is from the annotation of a GenBank genome assembly.